This is a messenger RNA of Ascochyta rabiei, 615 nucleotides long. RefSeq lists its product as uncharacterized. The record is from RefSeq and is a predicted model, not a curated record. Lineage: Eukaryota; Fungi; Ascomycota; Dothideomycetes; Pleosporales; Didymellaceae. The transcript has 2 exons. Bases 1 to 615 code for a protein of 204 amino acids.
AUGGCUUCCUUCAGCAACACUGACACUGGCUCCAAGCCUGCCGACCCAUACACCCAGAAGAACAAGGACGAGGUUUCCUUGAAGGAGAAGGUCGAAGACCUCUUCACCUUCAUCGACAAAACCAAGUUCUGCUUGUUCACCACACACGCUGGCGACACCGACCUGCUCGCGAGCCGUGCCAUGGCCCUCGCCGCCAAGGAGGGUAACGGUUUCGACCUCCUCUUCCACACCAACACCGAGUCCGGCAAGACCGAUGACAUCAAGGAGGACUCAUCAGUCAACAUCGGUUUCAUCAAUCCCUCUGGCGAGUGGGCCUCCAUCUCAGGCCACGCCUCAGUCGAGACGAACCGCGAAGUCGUACGGAAGCACUACUCACCAGCCCUGAAGGCCUGGAUCGGUGACCUCGGCGACGGCAAGCACGACGGCGGCCCAGAAGACCCCCGCAUUGCUGUGAUCCGAGUCAAGGCCAAGACUGCACAGUACGCUAUCUCGAGCAGAACCUCUAUUGGGGGCUUCGUUGAGCUGGCAAAGGGCAUCGCGACCGGCGAGGCACCCAGCGUCAACAAGCUGAGGCACCUUGACGCGAGUGAGAUCGCACAGUGGAAGUCCCAGUAG